This is a messenger RNA of Megachile rotundata (alfalfa leafcutting bee), 2360 nucleotides long. RefSeq names its product C2H2-type zinc binding domain-containing protein spindle-F (gene spn-F). Lineage: Eukaryota; Metazoa; Arthropoda; Insecta; Hymenoptera; Megachilidae. The record is from RefSeq and is a predicted model, not a curated record.
GCAUAAAGCUCUCGCGUGAGAUAAACUCUCACAACUGCCCAACACUGCUGCCCAACACUGUUCAUUGGCGUUAACUGAUGAGUGUCGUUACUGUUUCUAUACCUUUCUAUAAUUGUUUGUUGCAAAGGUCGAAGUUUAUGUACGAAUAGUAAUGAAACAUUACAGUAAUUAUAAAAUGAUAUGUUCAAAUACGUGAUACCUUAACCUAAUUUGAACAUCUUGAUGUAAUAAUCGUUAAUUAAUGCACACACAUUUUCUCUGUCAUUUGUGUGGUAUGUGUAUACUUACGAAAUGUAGCAACUUUACAAGUUAUCAAAUUGUGGUUUUAUGUUCACUAAUUACGUUAUUGUAUUAUGACUGACAUGGAACAGUCAGAGAAUUCAUAUGAUAAGAAGCGCAGUACUUGUUAUGCCUUAUAUUUUGCAUUUAAAACUCUGAACGAACGUUGCCAACAAUUAGAAACAAGAUUAGCCACAGUUGAGGAGGAGAAUAAGUGUUUAAGACUUAAAUGUGGAAAAGAUGAGUGUGCCGCAAUCACAAAAGUUAAUGACAGUGAUGAGAAUACAAUUGUACAAACCCUAAAGGAAAAGGUAGAGGAGCUUACAAAACAGAAAUCUCAGCUUACUCAUCAAAUUGUUAUGGUAGCAGCAGAAAAUCGUCAAUUAUGGAACAGGUUAACAAAAUUAACGAGGACUAAUAAAUCUUUAGGAAACCAGUUAACAAACAUCUCUGAUACAUUAAAACAACAUUCUCCAGCACAACCAUCAGAAAUUGUUUCAUAUAAUUUUCGUGAUCUUUCCAAACAAGAAGAUAAUCAGCAGUGUGCAUUAAAUACAAACAAUGAUGAGAAGGAACAAAGUUUAGAAGAAAUAUCCCUUCGGCUUAUAAAUAGUAUUAUGUUAGAGAAAUCUGACCUUGAACAACAAUAUGCAGAGAUGGUUGAAUUACAAAACAGUAGUGAAUUAAACUUGCAACAUAUUGGUUUUACUUAUCCAGAGGAUUCAGAUACAGAAUUAGAAUUGUUAAAACAACAUGAUAUUAGAUUGUCACAAAUGAAAAAUACUUUAUUAACACAGCAAACCAAAUUAAAAAGAGCAUUACAGAACUUAAAGAAGAAAGAAGGUGUAAUGUGCAAUAAUUGUCGCACUAACGCAAAUAAAAAGAUGUGUCAGGCAAGUACGCAAUUUGAUUUUAAGGAGAGUAUUAAAGAACAUGGCGCGACUCAAACCAGCCUUCAAGAUUCGAGUCUGUCCUUAGAUAAAAGUUCUAAUUCAACAGAUAAUGCCGAACAGGACAAAAAAAUUUGUCCCUUGUGUGGUUCAUUUUUUGGGAAAGCAUUAUUUGCAGAAUUUCAUGAGCACGUUUUAGGUCACUUUGAAAACAAAAAUUUACAGUGGUGUGGAUAAUUACAAUUUCAGAAACAUUCAGAGGUUCGAUAUUCUAAUAAGCCAUGGAAGUAAUGUACAUAUUAAUAAUUUGUCAAUAACAACAAAAAUCAUCAGGCCCGUCCAGGUUGAAUUAUUUUUCGUUGCUGAAUAUGGCAUACUCCCAUAUUAUUGUAUGACGAAUUUGUCUACGAAUAUCAAAUGUGACGUUUAACGUUUAAUGUACCUGUCUCUUAUCAACUUGCGUUCGUGUUAAAUUAAACAUUGCAUAUUGAGAGCGCUCUACUGUUUACGACGAUAAAGUUCAUGUUUGUAAUAAUUCUCUUAAUAUAGAGCUUAGCAGAAAUUUGAAAAUUGUUUUGAAGUAGGGAUAUGCGGGUCCGUCCGAGUCAAGUUGGGAAAAAUUCGGAAAAGGUGAGUGACAAGAAUCCAAAGGAAAAUUGGAACGUUUGGAAAUUACAGAUACGGAUUCUUGCCCGAUUCCACCCGAAUUCUUCCGAAGCUGUGUACCCGACAUAUCGCGCCACUGUAUUUAAAAACUAAUUCACACUGCUGUAUCUGUAGACGGUUUUUAUUUUAUUUACUGAUAGUUGUUUGAAAUGCGGAUUAUGGAAACUGAUAGUACCUUUAAUUUUUCAAUAAUUUUAUAUAUUAUAUUUCAAUUUCCUUGAAAGUUAGCCGUCGUUAUUCCCACCAAUUCUUAAAAACUGGAGUCGUUUCGAAUGGUGGUCAACUAUUAAGGAAAUUGUAUUUUGAAAGUAGAAGGUAAAUGUAAAUACUUGGUAUAUUUUCUGAAGUAUGUUAAUCAUAACAAGAUUAGAAAUGUUUUUGAUUAUUGAAUUUUAUGAGCUAUUGAUCCAUAAAAAAUUUAAUAGAUUUAAUUAAAUAUCGCGUAUAAAGUUAUACUGCAAUGGAUCAUUAUAUAAAUAAUGAUGGACGUGAUUGUUAUCACUGUGGUAUUUAUUUUUCAUGAGC